AUGACUGAAAGACUUCACUUUCACGGGCUGGUCUCCCCUCUGGGGCUUUUGGACAAGUCACCUCCCUGCCUGUGCUGGAUCGCCCACGCGAGGCCGGGGCCCAGGCUCCGCGAGGUCUCGGGCAGCUCUGACCCCCAAGGUCUGAGUCAGACCCUCUCCGGGAACCGGGUAUCGGGCACCAGGCACCAGGUUGGGAAGACGCGAAAACAGCCUGCGCGCCAAGGAACAGGGCAGGUUUUCUGGGUGCGGCUUUGGCGGCAGGGCGGGGCGACCCGGUUCUCUGCGCCGCCGCCCUCAGCCCACCGCACCCGGAGCAUCCUAGCGGACCCCGCCAGCCUGGCGGGAGCGGCUCCCCAGGGAAGCACUCCUUCCCCCCACACCCCCACCCCGCCCCGCAGGCAGGACCACCGCCCACCCCGAGCCCGGGGCGGGCAGGGCCUCUGCGGCUCCCAAGCUGGCACCCGCCGCCCUGGAUCAUCAGCCCCGGUCGCUCGCGGAGUCUCCUCCCGAAGCCCCGGCCCGGAGGGAGAAGACGCCGAGAGCUAG
Messenger RNA from Rangifer tarandus platyrhynchus (Svalbard reindeer), 546 nucleotides. The record is from the annotation of a GenBank genome assembly. NCBI's taxonomy places the organism in Eukaryota, Metazoa, Chordata, Mammalia, Artiodactyla, Cervidae.